Molecule: messenger RNA, 678 nt
Organism: Telopea speciosissima
Lineage: Eukaryota; Viridiplantae; Streptophyta; Magnoliopsida; Proteales; Proteaceae
Product: FCS-Like Zinc finger 6-like
Exons: 3
Coding region: 177-647 (156 amino acids)
Source: RefSeq, a predicted model, not a curated record
CUUCCCCUCUCCCUCUUCCUCUCCUUCUCCACUCUCCACCCUUUUCCCUCACUCUCUCUUUCUCUUGCUCGCCAAGUUUCUCUCUUUUUCUCUUCUGUUCUGUGUUUCUUGGUUUUAGGUGUUAAGGGUUUAAAUCUCUUAGUGGGUUUGAUUUGAUUUGAUCAUAAAAUACAAAUAUGUUGUUGGGGAAGAGACCUCGUCCUCAGAUGAGGAGAACGACAAGCUUGACGGAAUUCAAUAUGGAUCUAAGCAACCCAGAAGAAGCUCCGGCAACCUCUGAAGGUUCUUCCAGAAGGAACCAACAGGGUAGUGGUGGUGGUGGUGGAUUUGGGUCAGAUGGGUUCGAUUACCGGCUCAUGGCCGCUACUAUCUCUCCCAGAACAACCCAUAAGAGGAAUUCGAGCAAUUUCAUCGAAACACCUCACUUCUUAAGAGCUUGUAACCUCUGCAAGCGCCGCCUUGGCCCUGGCCGUGACAUCUACAUGUACAGAGGAGAUAGCGCGUUUUGCAGUUUAGAAUGUCGACAGCAGCAGAUUAACCUAGACGAACGCAAGGAGAAGUGUGCAUUGGCUUCGAAGAAAGAUGCAUCGACUACCGCUGGAUCAGAAUCCUCCCCUUCUAAAGGAGAGACAGUCGCAGCUGCAUAGACUUGCAGAGAGAGAGAGAGAGAGAGAUUAA